Meloidogyne enterolobii is the source of this 342-nucleotide messenger RNA. The record is from the annotation of a GenBank genome assembly. NCBI's taxonomy places the organism in Eukaryota, Metazoa, Nematoda, Chromadorea, Rhabditida, Meloidogynidae.
AUGCUUGCUGUCUUGGUAGUUUUAUCUGCCUUGAUAGUUUUACUCUGCCUUUAUAGUUUAAUAAGAUCAAGAAGGCUUUAUGGAUAUAUUAGGAAGAAUCCCCUGAUAUCCUUCGUUAUCUUUUGUUUUCUCUAUAAGUCCUAUUAUUCACUCCAAAUCCCUAAAUAUCCACGAUAUCAAUAUGCCCGGAAAUUUUAUAACACAAAAACGAUAUGGCACUCGUUGUUAUUCUGUGAUUCUUGGUUGAAAAGGUUGCAAGAAAAUGAUAGACAUUUGAUUCGCCUGUGUUUUGCAUUUUUCCCGUUUCCCUCCAAAACAACAGAUAUUUUUCUUAACUCUUAA